AUGCAAAAUGCGACGGAAGCCGAGGUACACGCCGCUUGCUCAGAGUACUAUAUAACGCCGUGGGCCACAAUUGUGUCGCUGUUCUUGUUGUACACUUUUUUGUUGCUUUGGUUUUGCCGACAUGGGAAGAAGACGUGCCUUCCAUUGCCGGAUUCGAUUUAUCCCUUCACACCGAGGCUGGAUUAUUUGAAAAAAGGUGCGGAGUUGUAAAAUACGGUUAAGCGAGUUAUAGUUUCCUUUAAAUUUUGCAGAUAAAUCGACCAUUAACUCAAUAUGAAUUCCCUAAAAUUUUGGUCACAAAAUCGGGAGAGCGGUCAGAGAAAAAAUUCAGCUUUUAGACAUAUCUAAUAAGGGAACUACCCCAAGUGCGACGCUCAGAUUUUCUUUAAACUUUGCACACAUGUUGGGCAUAGACUAACUAUCAAUUACUGAAAGUUUUAGCUUGCGCUUAGCAGGGGCCGCUGAGAUUUUCAACGACAUUUGCGGCCGAGAGAGCACACGAAACGCGGAGAGCGGUAAAAGGAAAAACACUGUUUUUUGGUGAUAUCUUUGCCCCUUUCGCCCAUAAAAAAAAUGAUUUUGUGUGGAAAGAAUACAUACUAUCUGCAGUAGAAAUAAGCACAAAACUUUUUAUCCGAAAACUCAGAAAACACUGUCAUCUAGAUUUAUGGUCGAUUUUUGUCGGUCGAAGACCAAUAACAGUACCUUACAGUUAUCCUAUCAAGUUCAUAUUGGGAUUUUUUGAAGUUAACGUUCUCUAAAACCUAGCCACACUCGAUUUUGUAAAAUUUGCUAUUCCGGAACGGCCACAGCGGGCUUCGGAAGGCUACUAACGGAAGCAAGAACUAAAAAGUUUUUGAAUAUCCGCGGCAGAAUAAAGCUCUUAUCAAUCUGUCGGGAAAAUAAUGUGGAUUUGUCGCAGAAAAAUUUCUGGCCUCAUCGAAGCCGCGCAACACAUCUCCAACCGCGGCCAGCCGUUGCAAACCGACAACAGGCGAUUCCAAGGCUCGACGAAUCCACAUUAUUUUCCCGACAGACUGAUAAAAGAGCUAUGAUGAUUUUAUUCACUCUAAAUACGUAUAUAUUUGUAGUUCUCGAAAACCUCCUCGUCGAUGACAUGUUCAUCGAGCUCACCGACAACAAACUUGGUCAAGGAGCCGUUGGCUUUGUCUUCAAGGGCUACGUCUAUCCCAAAACUCAGACCAGAUUCAAGCAGAAAACAUUUGCUGCAGUAAAGGUAAGGGACUUUUAUAUUAUUCUAUUCGUAUUUUAGACCUCUAUUUGAACGUUAAAACUGUCUAAAACGACGGCUUUCAGAUGUCAUAUCCGAUGCCGCAGAAGUCGUUGGGCUUGUUGGAGGAAGCCGCUCGAAUGGCGAGACUGAAUCAUCCCAAUAUUGUCAAAAUCAUCGCCGUGAGCAAGUUGUCGUUCAGUGCGUUCAGACCCAUGUUUGCCAUGGAAUGGCUGCCGGGUGGAAGCUUGGCAGAAUAUUUCAGAGAUCAAGUUCGCCGGAGGGAUGAGAAAGAACGGGAACAGGUAGGGAGAUGCUUACUAUUAGUAUUAUAUUUUCAUAAAUUGCAUAGACUUUUGUUCUCUUUUGUACAGUCCAUUUUGAAGUUUUUACCACGUUUGCUUUAUGACACUAUCGCACUGCCAAAAAUGUGGCUUUUGGCUGUUCAAAAUUUGGCAUAAAAAUCCUAUUAUGUAGCGAUAACAACUUCUGUACUCGUAAAACGUAUCGCAAAGGACCAAAAAAUUAAUUUGUUAUAGAAGGGUUUCGUUGUUCAGAGGUUAGUUUUUCCUAAAACCUAUUCUUGUAGCCUUUCGAAUAAUCCGUAAUAGAUAGAUUUUGCUGUACGGGUGUUCGUUGUGGGGAAGUUCCGCUCCAAUCAAAAACACAUACGAUUUUUUUGCUCGAAAGAACGAGUAAUUUAUGGAAGAUAUUAUACAUAUAUUGAGGUCUAAAGGCACAUGAGAGCCAAUCUGUAAAAGUUCAAAUAUCAGUAUGUCGGGAAAAUAAUGAACAUGGCGCUACUCCGAUCAAGUCGCUGAAAUGAAAAGCAAUUUGAUCUUGUCGCGACGCAAUUCAUUUUUUCGGUGGCGAGGCAAUUUUGGAUACCAUAGAGUAUGCCACAGAGCUCAUUAUUUUCCCGACAGACUGUUAUUUCAGCAUUCCAACAAGUUUAAAUUUCUCAUAGAAAAAUUUGACAACUAUUAUAUAUAUUUUCAGGUCUACAUCCGCGACGUUCUCCACGUGCUUCGUCAAGUCUCGGGAGCCCUCAAAUACCUCCACGAAUCUCGCGACCAGCAAGGAAAAGAGUUCACGCAUGGUGAUGUGGCCGCUCGCAACGUCCUCCUCAACCAUCGAAAUUUAGCGACUUGCGUCGCGAAGCUCGGAGAUUUCGGGCUUCCGAUUGAUUUCGGGCCCCGUCUGCCAAUUCCUUGGCUUCCGCCAGAGAUUGUUUGCUCAUUGGACAGAUCGAAUCCAGUCCACCGCUCCGAAUCAGACGUGUGGAUGUUCGGAGUGAUGGCGUGGGAGUGCGCCACACUCGGCGCGGAGCCACAUUAUCAACGGACCUAUGAUGAGAUUACAAAAUGUUUUGAGCUGCCCGACAAAGGGUUGGCAUAUCCGCCGGCUUGUCCGAGAGAGUAGUAAGUAAAUCACAAGUUAUUAGCUGCGGAAAUUUUUUACUUGGGCGUGUCGCUGAAAAAUCAAACUACUUUUUUUUGCGAUUGGCGCAGCGACAUUGCGCUCAUUAUUUUCCGACAGACUGAUACGACAAAAUUAACCGCCGUAUAACCCUCCUAUGACAAGUCAUUUUUUCAAAGGUCCUCUGAAAUCAUCCCGGCUAUUUCACGGUUCUUACAGCGCUGUGUCGAGACCGCAGAGGGAAGAUUUUCAGGACUUUUUUCGCUGAGUAUCAGUCUGUCGGGAAGAUAGUGAGCACAACGCCGCUGCGUCAAUCGCGUUGCUGAAGUGAAAAGAAAUUUGAUUUUUUUUGCGACACAAUUCAUUUUCUCGGCGGCAAUGAGAUUUUCGAUGCGACAGAAUGCUCAAUAUUUUUCUAACAGACUUCUAGUAAUCUCCAUUUUAACUAGACGAAGCGGCUGCUUUUGACCUUAUGACUAUUGUAAAAUACGACUUGUGCUAUUUUUUAUCAUUUUUUAUUCAAUAGGUUACCGCUUUUAGGGUCUAAAUUUUGCAGAACAUGGUGAUAAUUGUCGCCCUCGUUCUAACAUGCUCUUCUUUUUAGCUGGUCCCUCAUAAUGGACUGUCUCUCCGAGCAGCAUCGACGACCGAGAUUCGCGGGGCCAACGGAGAGUCCGAACUCAAUCAUAAAUCGGAUUGAAAUCUUGGAAGGGCAGUUCCAUCACUCUCCGCUGACCUUCCAGAUGGUCCUCAACGUCUCGAAUUGCACUUGCUCUCAGCAUCGAUGCAAUGUGCCGUUGCCGCCAUUUACGGUUCGAUAA
Molecule: messenger RNA, 3471 nt
Organism: Bursaphelenchus xylophilus (pine wood nematode)
Lineage: Eukaryota; Metazoa; Nematoda; Chromadorea; Rhabditida; Aphelenchoididae
Source: the annotation of a GenBank genome assembly